GUCCCUCCCCCCAUGUGAGACACCACUUUGCCCAAAGCUCUUACAUACUUGCAGAAUAUCAUUCAUAUUGCAGCUGCCUUAGUAUUUGUUAGGAUUUUUCUUUUUCUUUCACUAUUCCCAGUUUAGAACCAAAAAAAAAGAAGAAAAAAAACCAAGUCAACAAUCAUUGUUGGCUUAUUGAGUUUAACCUUUUGAGUUUCUGGGUGCAUUAUAUAAGACGCUCUCUUUUCUUUCUUUGGGGGUGCUUCCACUUUGGUCUUCCCCAAGUCUCCUUCAUUCUCUCUUUCGUUUUAGCAUUCCGAGUUUGAUCGUGGUUUUUGUCUCUGCUGGCUAGUUGGGUUGACAUUUGGUAUAUCAUCAUCAUCAUGGCACAGUUACCCCCAAAGGUUCCAAACAUGACCCCAAGUUGGCCGGACUUCAGCCACCAAAAGAUGUCGUGUUUUGCACCCACCGGCGGCAACAACGGCAAUGCCGCCUCCCAAAACCCUUGUUGGGUCGACGAGUUCCUCGACUUCUCGUCAGCCAGGCGGGGAUCUCACCGGAGAUCCGUCAGCGACUCCAUCACAUUUCUCGAGGCGCCAAUGCAGCACGAAUGCCGCGCCUCUGGAGCACCCCCGGAGCCCAACAACAACAACAACAGUCACCAUGUUCAUGAGUUCGAUAGGUUUGACGAUGAGCAGUUCAUGUCCAUGUUUACCACCGAUGAAAUCGCCGCCGCAGCCGCUGCCGGCCCCACCGGGUCGUGCUCGAACCCUUCGACGCCGUCGGAUCACAACAGCAUUAACGACGACGAUGAACACCAGCAGCAGCAGCAGCUUGAUGAUGGUGACAAGAAGAAGCGCGAGCUGAAGCAUGAAUCUGAAGAGGCGGAGAGCGAAUGCAAAUUGGAGGCACAACAAACCCAGAAUGGGGAUCGCAAUGCAUCAAAAAACACAACCGGCGACAGAAAAAUUGACCCAAAAAGGGUGAAGAGAAUCUUGGCAAACAGACAAUCUGCACAAAGAUCACGGGUGAGGAAGCUGCAAUACAUUUCAGAGCUGGAACGCAGUGUUACCUCUCUACAGGCCGAAGUUUCAGUGCUGUCACCGCGAGUUGCGUUUCUAGAUCACCAACGGUUGCUUCUAAAUGUAGACAACAGUGCUCUCAAACAAAGAAUUGCAGCAUUGGCUCAGGAUAAGAUUUUCAAAGAUGCUCAUCAAGAAGCACUGAAGAGGGAAAUAGAGAGACUGAGGCAAGUGUAUCACCAACAGAAUCUCAAGAAGAUGAACAACAACAACAUUGAACAAUCACCAAACUCGGACACCAUAACUGCUCAACAUCCUGAUGCUGCUGCUGCUGAUCAGAAAGAACAACUUCUCAAUGUUUCUUCCUGAUUUUCUCUCGAGUACGUGGGUAUUUUUAUUUAGUAAGAGUCUCAUAUGGCAAUUAAACCAUCAUUUUCGAUGCUUUUAAUUAGCCAAUGUUAUUAUUUGAGGUGCAUAUAUGCAAAUGCAACCAACAGGUCUAAUAGUUUGGGGAAACUGAAUUCAUUUUGUCAAACACCCAAGUGUGUUUAACAUACAAAUCUGACCCAUUAGUAUUAUUGUGUUGGGUCAUUUUUAUAAGAUGUCUUUGAGCUCGCUAGCUAGGAAGAAGUCACAGUAUUCUGGGUUACUUCUGGUGCUAAAAUGUGGAGUCACGUGAUGUGCUGAGCUUUAGAGCUUAAAGGAAGGGACCACUGAGAUGAUGAAUGAUUGGAAUGCAGCAAAGAACAUGUGCAGCUCUCGGCUUUAAGAAAAGGAAAGGAAAGCAGACUUGACAGUGUUGGGGUUUUGUGAUGGUACUUUCCUAUUGGCAUCAAUUCUAUUUUGUUUCUGGAUCUUCAACUAGGUGUUGCAAGACCAACAAAAAAACCAAGUGGUGAUGUUGGAAGGCAAAGUGUAGUGUUGGGACGAACAAAAGUAAGGGUUGUCUGAGUUCUUACUUGGACAGAUUUGUUGUACAAUUUUCAGUGUAUUUCUUUGUUGUAGUUAACUUGAUUUUAUAUAUUACUAAUUAGAGUUUUAGCUA
This is a messenger RNA of Rosa chinensis, 2049 nucleotides long. RefSeq names its product basic leucine zipper 34. The record is from RefSeq and is a predicted model, not a curated record. Bases 366 to 1373 code for a protein of 335 amino acids. Gene Ontology annotation, molecular function: DNA-binding transcription factor activity; DNA binding. Gene Ontology annotation, cellular component: nucleus. Lineage: Eukaryota; Viridiplantae; Streptophyta; Magnoliopsida; Rosales; Rosaceae. Gene Ontology annotation, biological process: positive regulation of DNA-templated transcription. The transcript has 4 exons.